Molecule: messenger RNA, 734 nt
Organism: Arabidopsis thaliana (thale cress)
Lineage: Eukaryota; Viridiplantae; Streptophyta; Magnoliopsida; Brassicales; Brassicaceae
Product: proteasome assembly chaperone-like protein
Exons: 7
Coding region: 202-576 (124 amino acids)
Biological process (GO): proteasome assembly
Source: RefSeq, marked reviewed
AUUUAUCAAUGGGCCUUUUUAUCAACAGUUAGUGGACUUCUUAGGUAGGCUUAAUAAUUUCUGAGCUUAUCUCACAACGAUGCCGUUUGAGUGGAGACGAAGGCGUUUCCGGUUCUCUUCUCUCGUCGGAGUUCUGAGGUAAAAAAAGAAUAAGGAGAAGAAGAAAAGCAAAAGCAUAAAAGAGAGUAGCAAAGACUGAGAAUGGAAAGCUUGGACACUAAUUUUCCUGUGCGCCAUAGAAAGGUCUCGUUUGAAAGUAAGGGAAACAAGACAGAGAUUGUGAUCUGCAGCUAUGAAGAUCAUAUCCUUAUCAUAGCAACACAGAUUGGUGCCAUGGGAACUAUAUUGCACGCAAGGAAGGAAGAAGGGAUGUCUGUUGAACCAACAUUUAGUGUUUCAGUGAUAUUCGGAAAGCGAGACGAGCCAAUGCUGACAGCAACUGCUCGAAGACUCAUUGAACACAUAAGUUCUAUUGUUCCCUCGAAGCCUCUGGUUCUCUCACUUGGUCUCAAAGAUCAUUCUUCGGAGACGUUGAAGGAAAUAGUAGCGACAGUGAUUGAGAAUCGCCUUUGGUAAUACAUAUUGUUGUCCAUGUUAAAAGGAGAACGAGAAGAUGUUUUAUGUUUUAGUCUUGGUUGAUAUAAUUAGCAUGGAGUUGUGGAAUCUUUUCUUGUUUAUACUGAAAACAUUGUUUUUGAGAUAAAAGUUAACAACAAGUACACAUUUUUUUCACA